Molecule: messenger RNA, 2802 nt
Organism: Diutina rugosa
Lineage: Eukaryota; Fungi; Ascomycota; Pichiomycetes; Serinales; Debaryomycetaceae
Exons: 1
Coding region: 1-2802 (933 amino acids)
Molecular function (GO): protein binding
Source: RefSeq, a predicted model, not a curated record
AUGGCGUUGCCCGAGUUCCCGUUCAGAGCCAAGACAUUGGUGGCGUGGGCCGCCGAGGAGAAGGGCGACUUGGGGUUCCUCGAACACGAGAUCAUCGAGGUGUUGCUGGCGGUCGACGGCGAGUGGUGGAGCGGGCGCCUCCGCCGCAACAACGCCGAGGGCAUCUUCCCCAAGCAGUACGUCGAGGUCAUCGACGAGCCCCGGAUGACGGCGCUGCGGCUGCUGGCGCUGUUGGCGCCGAAACCGCCGCUGGACCCGGCGCCGGCGCCUUACACCACCUCCGUCCCCGACACCAACCCCCUCCGAGCCAGCUACGCCGGCUACUCCCGCGUUAACGACCUCGCCCACGACGACGCCGACGACCACGACCACUACAACUACUCCUACGACGAGGCCUACUACCGCAAGCUGAAGAAGCAGAGUAAAGCCAGUAACGUCAAGCUCGCCCACUACCAGCGCGAGCUUCAGGAAAAGGAGCGCGAGAUCGCCCACUACAAGCUGCACUUGCGCAAGUCGCAGAGCGACACCAAGCGGUUGAGCUUGGCCCAGUACCCGCCGCUGCCUCCGGCGACCGCUCCCGUGCCAGCGUCACCGGCGGCGUCGUCGCGGCGCAAACUGCCCAGUCCUGACGCCCGCCAGUCGCGCCAGCGCCGUCUGGACUUCUACAAGCUGAAGCUGAAGCUGGCGUACGAGUUGUCGGCUCCGGACGCGUCGCGGGCGCCGUACCCGGUGCACGAGGAUGAUGGCGACAGUGCUGAUAGCGACGAUAGCCUCGACGAGAUCGCUGCUCGUCGCGCUCAGCUUGAACAGGAAUUGCGCCACUUGCGCCAGUUGGAAAAGCGCCGCCAGACUCAGCGCAGCCAGGACGACCUCGGCUACCAGCUGGAGGACUUGCUGCUGCGCCGGCUGAAGGAGCUGAAGGACAAUUUGAGCCGCAAGAUGGAGAGCGAGGUCCCCAGCGACGAAGGCGACGACAGCGACGCGCCGCCGCCGCCGCCUCCCCCGAAACACAAACACAGCGACGGCGACAUCUACCGCUUCUCCCACCACGAAGACCUCAAACUGCUGCUUAAACUGCUGACGCGCACCUACCACAGCGACGUGCUCAACUUGCUGGAGCUCUCGGCGACGCUGGCCGGCCUGUACCACCGCCACCUCCUCGAACGGGAGUUGAACGCGGUGCCCGAACUGCGCCUCAAAGCGAUGCAGCUUGAAGAUACCACCCCGGACGACUUGGGGCGCCUGGCCCAGAAGCCGAAAAACAGCAUUUUCAAAAAGAUCUUGGGGCAGAAGCGCGACGAAAACGCCUUGGAGCAGAAGCUUAGCGCCGAGUUCGACACCUGGGCCGAGCAGAAGAUGGACUUGAACCGGCUCAACUCGUUGUCCACGGAAGACAAACAGGCGCGGACCCGGCGCGUGGUGCGCACCGAGGCGACGUUAAUCGUGAAGCCGUUGGACUACAUCUCCGAGAUCAACACCAACGAGACGGUGGGGCUGGACUACGACGACGACGGCAACGGCGACGAGCUCGAGUGGGCGCAGAUGCUGUUCGCCAAGGCCGACCGGUUCAUGGCCCGCUUCUCGACCCAGCUGGACUUGAACGAGAUCAUCAGCGACGUCAGCAUGCGGUUCGCCCACCUGGUGGUGAUGCAGAUCCGGUGUGUCUUGGUCCACUUGUGCAAGUUCCGCAUCAUCGACGAGCCCUCCAAAAUCUCCCAGAUUAAGCCUAAACUCCACGACGUCCUUUUCAAGGGCGAGGCGCUGAUCUUCCAGCUCAACUACAUUUUUAAGAAAGUUUUGGACGCGUUGCGGAUCCCCUCAGAGAUCGUGCUUGGUUUCUGGAAGAAGCCCAACGAGUUCUACCACGAAGAGCAUUACGUCAUCAACCACUGCUGGCUCCUGGUGCUUGUCGACUCCCGCCUCUUGAUCAUGGACUUGUUGUGCUUCAAGCACGGCCAGGUGUGCAACUUGCGCCGCGACGACGGCUACAACGAGUUCUACUUCCUUGCAAAACCCUUAAGCAUGGUGCUGACCCACAUCCCCCUGGUGAUCGACUUACAGCACGUCCGACCCCCCGUCGACCCCAUCGUCGCCUUCCACCUCCCCAGAGAGUACCUGGGGUUCCACAAAAACCGCCUCCGCUUCCGCAACUUCAACAACGCCCUCACCCGGUUGAGAGACUUGGAAGUGGUGGAGCUCGAGCUCUACGUUCCCCCCGACAUCGAGUUGUUCACGUUGGUGAAGACAUCUAAGGUCACCACCAAUGACCUCCUGCUUUGUCAGAUGAUGUGGCAAAACAACCGCCGCAUCGCCAAGAUCAAGGCGCUCUUGCCGGUGAACGAGUCCAUCGGGGUGCUCCAAGUGUUUGCUGGGCCUAAAGGGUUGCAAAAACACUUCGAGAACGUCCACGAGCUCGCCCUUGUCAUCCCCAUCUACCAUGAGGGCCAAUCGAAAAACACUAAGUUCAUCCCCCGCUUCCCCACCGUCCAGGCCCAGAAGAACGACUUGUACGUGAAACUGCCUCAAAUGAGCACGGUGCUGAUGAGACCAUACAACUUUGAAGUUUUGGUACACCCGUCUGAAGGAGUGGUUCUGGAGAUAUCGUCUAGGAAGCACGACUUCAAGAUGGUGGUGGAGCUGCCGCUGGGCAAGUACUAUAAGCUUGUGGCGGCAGACCCGCUGAAACCAUAUGGGGUGUACUCCGGCAACAUCAAGUGCACCGAGGCGGGGGUGUACCGGGGGCUUGUCAUUGGCGACUGUGGAAACAGCUGGUACGUGUUCACCCAGUGGGAAUGUCAAUGA